AUGUCGCAUGCCAAUUAUAUUGCGGUACCGGCGGCAACAUCUGGAUACAAAGGUGAACCAGGCAGUGAAGGUACAGCUGGACCUAAAGGUUCCAAAGGAGAAAAUGGUCCACCAGGAAUUGCUGGAUCACGAGGAAGACGAGGCCGUUCCGGUGUCACUGGUCCGCCUGGAGAGCAAGGGAUUACUGGACCACAAGGCCCACCGGGAGAGACAGGCAUACAGGGAGAGAAUGGCAUAAGAGGUCCACCUGGAAUUAAAGGUGAAAAAGGAAUAAAGGGAGAGAAUGACACAAGAGGUCCACUUGGAAUUACAGGUGAAAAAGGAAUAAAGGGCGACGUUGGAAGUACCGGGCCCAGAGGCAUCAAAGGAGUUGGUGGCACUCCGGGUCCACCCGGCACUGCAGGCGCUAUCGGUUCACCAGGACAAAGAGGUCACAGGGGAGAGAGAGGAUUGCCCGGAUACAAAGGAGAGCAAGGGCCACAAGGAGUGCCCGGUCCAGAGAUGAACGAAAGCACUCUGCAAACAUACUUCGCACCAGUUGCAUCACUGCAGGAAGAGGUGGUGAAGCUAAAUGCUACCUUACAAACGUUACUUCAAAACUAUUCAGAAAGAAGUGAGCCUGUAGCUGCUCAUCUUUACGGAAGCAGCGCUUCAGCAACAAUUUCAAGUGGUACACUCAUAACUUACUGGACAACGAAUACAUCACAGCCUGGCUUUCUCAGUGGAGGAAUGAAAUACAAUGGUGGAUUCAUCACGGUGCCUCAUGGUGGCAUUUACUAUGUUUACUCACAGUUUUGGUUCGACCCUCACUCAGAACAGAAUAACUGUCAGUUUGACGUAAAGUUGAACGACAAAUAUCUUGCUCGUAGUCAAAUCUAUCAAGCCAAUCCCAGUGAUAAUGAUGAAAGUCAGUACACGGGGUUUCUAGUCGUUAUGGAGAAGGGUGACAGAUUGUCAGUUGUUACCGGAAGUACCUGCUACCUCCACUUUUAUCAAUACGGGAUCACAGCAUUUUUUGGAGCUUUCCAAGUCGUUUGA
Corticium candelabrum is the source of this 1038-nucleotide messenger RNA. RefSeq names its product collagen alpha-2(VIII) chain-like. The record is from RefSeq and is a predicted model, not a curated record. Lineage: Eukaryota; Metazoa; Porifera; Homoscleromorpha; Homosclerophorida; Plakinidae. Bases 1 to 1038 code for a protein of 345 amino acids. Gene Ontology annotation, cellular component: extracellular matrix; membrane. The transcript is spliced from 13 exons. Gene Ontology annotation, molecular function: tumor necrosis factor receptor binding. Gene Ontology annotation, biological process: immune response.